AUGGCGAAUCCCAAUGUCAUUCUGCCUCAAAAGGGCAAGAAGAACAUCCUCGUCACAUCUGCCCUCCCUUACGUCAACAAUGUGCCUCACUUGGGCAACAUUGAUGGCAGUACACUCAGUGCCGACGUCUUUGCGCGAUACAGCAAGCUGAAAGACCGACCGACUCUCUACAUUUGCGGUACCGACGAGUAUGGUACCGCAACCGAGACCAAGGCCCUCGAGACCAAGCAGACCCCUCAAGAGCUCUGCGAUGAGUUCCACGUCAAGCACAAGGCCAUUUACGACUGGUUUGAGAUUGGCUUUGACUACUUUGGCCGUACCACCACCGAGAAGCAGACCGAGAUCGUCCAGGACAUCUUCUUGAAGCUUUACAAGAACGGCUAUCUUGAGGAGCGCACUACGACACAGCCCUACUGCGAGCACCCCGACCACAAGGCAUUCUUGGCCGAUCGUUUCGUCGAGGGAACCUGCCCAAAGUGCCAGUAUGACGACGCCAGAGGUGACCAGUGCGACAAGUGCGGUAACCUGCUGGAUCCCCUCGAGCUGAUCAACCCCAAGUGCAAGGUUGACGGCACCACGCCCAUUCCCAAAGAUACCACGCACAUUUUCCUGAAGCUCGACAAGUUGGCGCCCAAGAUUUCUGAGUGGUUCGAGAAGUCGAGCAAGGAGGGUCAGUGGUCAUCCAACGGCAUCAGUAUCACAAAGUCCUGGUUGACUAGAGGCUUGGAGGGCCGAAGUAUCACCAGAGAUUUGAAGUGGGGUGUGCCGGUGCCGCUGAAGGGCUUCGAGAACAAGGUUAUUUACGUCUGGUUCGAUGCUUGUAUCGGCUACCCUUCGAUUACUGCCAACUACACAUCCGAGUGGGAGCAGUGGUGGCGCAACCCUGACGAUGUGAAACUGUACCAGUUCAUGGGCAAGGACAACACACCCUUCCACACGGUCAUUUUCCCGGCCUCUCAGAUGGGAACGGGUGACAAGUGGACUCAGCUCAACACGCUCUCCACAACCGAGUACCUCAAUUACGAGACUGGAAAGUUCUCCAAGUCGAGAGGUGUCGGUGUCUUUGGAGACACUGCCCAGGAGAUUGGCAUUCCUCCUUCUGUCUGGCGAUACUACCUCCUUUCCACUCGACCGGAGACUGGCGACACCCAGUUCUUGUGGGCUGACUUUGUGGCGGCCAACAACAACGAACUGCUCGCCAACUUUGGUAACUUCUGUAACCGUGUGAUCAAGUUCGUCAAUGCCAAACUUGACGGUGUCAUUCCCGAGUUCUCGGCUUCGUACAAGGACGAGACUUUUGACUUCCCCGCCUGGAUCGAGGAAGUCAACACUGCGCUGAAGGAAUACAAUGAUCUUCUGGAGGGAGUACACCUACGCGCCGGUGCCAAGAAGUUGAUGGAGAUUAGCUCCAAGGGCAACAACUUGCUGCAAUAUCGUCUGGACAAUGCAGCCCUGGCUGAGCACCCCGAACGAACCAAGACCGUCAUUGGUCUGGCCCUGAACUUGUGUAACCUCUUGGCGUCUGUUGCAUCUCCUUAUAUUCCGUCGACCUCGGAGUCCCUAGUGAAGCAGCUCAACACCAAGCUUGCAUUCAUCCCCGACACCUUCGAGGCUGAGGCAUUGAAGCCUGGCCACAAGAUUGGCAAGGCCGCCUACCUCUUCUCGCGAAUUGACGAGAAGAAGAUUGUCGAGUGGAAGGAGAAAUAUGGUGGCACUCAGGCCUCCCGGGCCGCAGAGGAGGAGGCCAAGAAGAAGAAGCAGGAGGACAAGGAGCGCAAGAAGGCUCGCAAAGCCGAGAAGAAGGCCGCGGAAGCUGCCGCUGCCGCAAGCUCAGAACCUAAGAUUGACGGAACGGUCAAGAACCUGCCAAUUCGAGAAAAGAUAAUUGACAAGGAGGGUCCAUUGACCACGGGGGCGAGCACCGUUGGGGAGUCGACUGCGCCGAAGACCGAGUAA
Pestalotiopsis fici W106-1 is the source of this 1956-nucleotide messenger RNA. Its product is annotated as methionine--tRNA ligase. The transcript has a single exon. The record is from RefSeq and is a predicted model, not a curated record. Gene Ontology annotation, cellular component: cytosol; aminoacyl-tRNA synthetase multienzyme complex. Gene Ontology annotation, biological process: methionyl-tRNA aminoacylation. Lineage: Eukaryota; Fungi; Ascomycota; Sordariomycetes; Amphisphaeriales; Sporocadaceae. The coding region runs from base 1 to 1956 and encodes 651 amino acids. Gene Ontology annotation, molecular function: ATP binding; methionine-tRNA ligase activity.